AUGAAGAAUGAAAACCAUAAUGAAAUAAAUAUUAAAGGAAUAGACAAGGCAAAAUGUGAUAAAUCAGAUGAAAGCCGUACUGUUGAAUUUUUCACAGUGAAUAUAAUACAAUGGACAAGCCAAAUUAGAGUUAACGUAUUUUUUUUUAACUUGAAAAUUAUCAUAUUAACCUUCUUCCUUUAUAUAUCAAAACAUUUCAGCAAUAGUUCUCCGUUAACGCCAGGAAAUUACUCGAACAAUGAAAGGCACAACGUGCGCUUUAAAACAUUAAGAUUGUUGAACGAAAAUGACUGUACCAAUUCUACUAGUAAAUAUAAAUCAGCGUCAUCAAUAACCAAGAAAAAAAGUGAUAAAUCAGGGGAUUCGGAAAAAAGAACAGAAACGACCAAAUCAAUCUUUACUAGUUAUAAAAACUUAGGCAAUGCAUUUAUUGAAGUUGAUUUAUCAGAUGAAGGAGUACUGCUGGGGGAAAUGAAUAAAAUUAUAUUGCAAGAGAAACUCAUGAGGGAGGAAUUUUCGAAGGCAGGGGAUUCUCCUUCAAACGAAUAUUUUGCCCUUUAUUUCAAUGAUGAAAAUUGCAUAAAUCGAAUCAUGGACUUGUCGAGAAAAUCAAGAUUGUAUAGAAGCAAAUAUUUGCGACUGAGGUAUCGUAUUCUCAGACAUAUCAAUAAAUUUUUAAAAAGAAUGAAAGUAUUCUUCAUAAUGGAAUAUAAGUACAAUAAAAACGUUUUGGAAGAAUUUCGUGCUAGUAAUUUUUACUACUUCGUAUUUCCUUAUGUAAAAUAUCACAUCAAAAUUUUCUUUUCUUGGUUUUCAAAGAAAAAUUCUCGUACUAAAAGUAAAUAUUAA
Plasmodium cynomolgi strain B is the source of this 849-nucleotide messenger RNA. RefSeq lists its product as hypothetical. The coding region runs from base 1 to 849 and encodes 282 amino acids. Lineage: Eukaryota; Apicomplexa; Aconoidasida; Haemosporida; Plasmodiidae. The transcript has 2 exons. The record is from RefSeq and is a predicted model, not a curated record.